AUGAAGUCUAACCACUGUGGUCCCCAGAACGCAAGUUAUGCAGUCAUGACCUUCCGCCCAACCGCGGAGGAAUUUAAAGAUUUCAAUAAAUACAUUGCUUACAUGGAAUCCCAGGGUGCACACCGAGCAGGCCUCGCCAAGGUGAUUCCACCCAAGGAAUGGAGGGCCAGGCCGACCUAUGACGACAUCAGUGACAUCCUAAUUGCAACUCCCCUCCAGCAGGUGGUCUCCGGGCAGGCAGGUGUGUUUACUCAAUACCAUAAAAAGAAGAAAGCCACGACAGUGGGCGAGUACCGCCGUCUGGCAAACAGCGGGAAGUAUCAGACUCCACCACACUCGGGGUUUGAGGAUUUGGAGCGAAAAUACUGGAAGACGCGUCUCUACGAUUCUCCCAUCUAUGGCGCUGACAUCAGCGGCUCCUUGUUCGACGAAAACACCAAGGAGUGGAACCUGGGACACCUGGGAACCAUCCAGGACCUGCUGGAGCAGGAGUGCGGCGUGGUGAUCGAGGGCGUGAACACCCCGUACCUGUACUUCGGCAUGUGGAAGACCACGUUCGCCUGGCACACGGAGGACAUGGACCUGUACAGCAUCAACUACCUGCACUUCGGGGAGCCCAAGACUUGGUACGCGGUGCCCCCGGAGCACGGCCAGCGCCUGGAACGCCUGGCCACGGAGCUCUUCCCCGGCAGCGCCCGCGCCUGCGAGGCCUUCCUGCGGCACAAGGUGGCUCUCAUCUCGCCCACGGUGCUCAAGGACAACGGGAUCCCGUUCAGUCGGAUCACGCAGGAGGCGGGCGAGUUCAUGGUGACCUUUCCCUAUGGCUACCACUCUGGCUUCAACCACGGCUUCAACUGCGCCGAAGCCAUCAACUUCGCCACCCCGCGCUGGAUCGAUUACGGCAAGGUGGCCUCCCAGUGCAGCUGCGGGGAGGCCAGGGUCACCUUUUCCAUGGACGCCUUCGUGCGCAUCCUGCAGCCCGAGCGCUAUGAGCUGUGGAAGCGCGGGCAGGACCGGGCUGCCGUGGACCACACGGAGCCCGUGGCGCCGGGCGGUCCGGAGCUGAGCGCCUGGCGCGAGGUGCGCGGCCCCGGGAGAGGCGCGUGGAGCCUGCGGCACCUGCCACCGCGCCGGGCCCCACGGGCCCCGCGGGCCCCGCGACCCGGGGCUGCUGGCUGGAGCCCCCGCCGCCGCCGCCGCGGCCCGGCUCUGCGCCAGGCCUCCCCGCGCCCCUUACCCGCCCAGAGUUCUUCCUCUGCUGCCCAGUGCGGGGCUGUCCCCGCCCGCCCCUCCGGGGAGCCCGGACCCACCGGGCCACAGCCCCCCACUCCCUGUGCCCCAGGUCCCCGGCCCUCCCCUGGCAGGUGUGGUCCUGGUCGUCGUCCUCGGGAACAGGGGGCUCAGGGGCCUAGCCUCCAAGCCCGGGCCAAGAGGCGCGUCUUGGAGGGAGUGGGGCACACAGCUCCCCACUCUGAGGCUCAACCCCUUCCUCUGGAUGGAGGCUGGGUGGACAAGGCGGCACCACUGAGCCUUGGAUCCGGUUUUAUGCUCAGGCUUCUGGGUGCUCCUGUGCCCCUGAUCUUCAACCCUUAG
Messenger RNA from Lutra lutra (Eurasian river otter), 1593 nucleotides. RefSeq names its product lysine-specific demethylase 4D-like. Gene Ontology annotation, biological process: chromatin remodeling. The transcript has a single exon. Gene Ontology annotation, molecular function: histone H3K9 demethylase activity. The record is from RefSeq and is a predicted model, not a curated record. Gene Ontology annotation, cellular component: nucleus. The coding region runs from base 1 to 1593 and encodes 530 amino acids. Lineage: Eukaryota; Metazoa; Chordata; Mammalia; Carnivora; Mustelidae.